Molecule: messenger RNA, 2817 nt
Organism: Vigna angularis (adzuki bean)
Lineage: Eukaryota; Viridiplantae; Streptophyta; Magnoliopsida; Fabales; Fabaceae
Product: mechanosensitive ion channel protein 10
Exons: 6
Coding region: 262-2574 (770 amino acids)
Biological process (GO): monoatomic anion transport; transmembrane transport; detection of mechanical stimulus
Cellular component (GO): plasma membrane
Molecular function (GO): mechanosensitive monoatomic ion channel activity
Source: RefSeq, a predicted model, not a curated record
GAUGAUUAUGAUACAUGUUUAUUUAGUAAAUAAUACCUGCUCCAGUAUUUGUUUACUUACGUCUUAGAGGCUUCUUUUCUGAUCGGCUUGGACUUUAUAGGGACUGCGAUGCAAAUCCACAGUUUCUUCCACUGCAACUCAUUCCUUCAUUUCACAUUCCCUUUCUCUCUCUGCUCUCAAGUCUAAAAACUCAAACUUUUCAAUUAGUCUUCGUCCUUGCCCCCAAAACUUCGCCGUUGUUUUUGACUCUCAUGGUGAUGAAUGGAUGCUAAUUUUAAGAAGCAAGGUCUUCAAGGCGGCGAUGUGAGCUUGGCUGAGAAGAAAAGGGAAGUUAUGGUGGCGAUUCCAAAUGAGGGUGGUGGUGAAUCUUUGAUGCCAAAGCAGCAGAGCAGGGGGAAUUCGCCCCACAGAAUGUUAAACGACGAGUUUUCUGUAAAGUCGCCACCUUUGAACUGUGCUUCCCCUGAGAUAAGGUUCAUGCCAAGCCCAAACAAGCCCCCAAAGAUUCCCGUUUCCAGCGCCAAUCUCACCCGGAGAAAAUCACUCACAAGGUCAGUGUAUUCCAAACCCAAAUCAAGGUUUGGUGAACAGCCUUACCCUGUUGAUGGGACUCUUUUAGAAGAGAAUGGUACCUCAACUUUGCAAGAAAAUUUGGGUGUUGGUUCACCAUAUAAAGCAUCGCCUAUUAACAAUAAACCUGGAACUAUUAGUCGAACAGUCUCCAUCCUUUCUGUGAUCACUCCUAAGACGCCGUUGAUGGCGUCUCCCGGGCCGGCUGGUGGGGAGGAUUUCGAUGAACUCAUUUACAGAAAAGUUGAAUUGAGUAAAAGCAAACGUAGUAGAAGAGUGACAGUUAAGGUUUUGUCUGAAUGGUUUGUGUUCGUGUGCAUUACAAGUACCUUGGUGGCUAGUUUAACAGUUGGAAAACUUAAAAGAACGGAGAUUUGGGGUUUGGGGAUUUGGAGAUGGUGUGUGCUUGUGAUGGUGACCUUUUGCGGAAUGUUGGUCACCAGAUGGUUCAUGCGCAUUAUUGUUUUCUUGAUUGAGACGAACUUUUUGUUGAGGAAAAAGGUGCUGUAUUUUGUCCAUGGACUGAAGAAGUGUGUCCAGUUCUUCAUUUGGCUUGGUUUGGUUCUUCUCACAUGGGUGCUGUUGAUUAACCGGGGGGUGGACCGAUCUGAAUUGGCCACAAAGAUUUUGAAUGGGGUAACAUGGACUCUUGCUUCCCUCCUCAUUGGUGCAUUCCUGUGGUUCAUGAAGACAUUGUUGCUCAAGAUUUUGGCGUCAAAUUUUCAUGUUAAAUCUUUCUUUGAUCGAAUUCAAGAAACGCUUUUCCACCAGUACAUUCUGCAGACUCUCUCUGGGCCUCCACUUGUAGAAGAGGCUGAGAAGAUUGGGAAAUCAAUCAGUGUUGGUCACUUUAGUUUCAGGAGUACAGAUGGUAAGGGUGGAAUGAAGAAAGAAACCAUUGAUAUUGCGAAGCUUCACCAUAUGAAACAAGAGAAGGUUUCUGCAUGGACUAUGAAGGUCUUGGUAGAUGCAAUGACAAAUUCAAGGCUGUCCACAAUCUCUAGUGCACUAGAUGAAAGUUUUGAUGAUGGAGAAAAUGAACAGACUGAUAAAGAGAUUACUAAUGAGAUGGAAGCAACUGCUGCAGCCUAUCACAUUUUCAGGAAUGUUGCUCCCCCCGGUUGCACGUACAUUGACGAGGAAGAACUAAGAAGGUUCAUGAUUAAGGAAGAAGUGAGGAUGGUAUAUCCCCUACUGGCUGAAGCAGAAACAGGGCAGAUUACCAGGAAGUCCUUAACAGACUGGUUGUUGAAGGUAUAUCAGGAACGCAAAGCAUUGGCACAUGCCUUAAGCGACACCAAAACUGCUGUGAGACAACUAAACAAGCUCGUGACAGUAAUCCUAGUAGUUGUGACCGUAAUUGUGUGGCUUCUACUAAUGGAGAUUGCAACAACGAAAGUACUUGUGUUUCUAUCUUCCCAGCUAGUACUUGCAGCUUUCAUGUUUGGAAACACUUGUAAGAACAUAUUUGAAGCUAUCAUCUUCGUGUUUGUGAUGCAUCCGUUUGAUGUUGGUGAUCGAUGUGUUGUUGAUGGGGUUGAGCUAUUGGUUGAAGAAAUGAACAUAUUGACAACAGUCUUCUUGAAGCUUAACAAUGAAAAAGUGUACUAUCCAAAUUCUGUCUUGGCUAUGAAACCGAUUAGCAACUAUUACAGAAGCCCAGAUAUGGGUGACCGUGUAGAGUUCUCCAUUGAUUUUACAACACCAGCUGAGAAAAUUGGGGCACUGAGAGAAAGAGUAAAGAGGUACCUGGAGAGAAACCCACAGUACUGGCACCCUAAUCAUGGGUUAGUAGUGAAGGAGAUCGAAGACGUAAACAAAAUUAAGAUGGGUAUAUACGUUACCCACACAAUGAACUUUCAAGAGUUUGGGGAGAAAAACAAGAGAAGAACUGAAUUGGUGAUGGAAAUAAAGAAGAUUUUUGAAGAACUCAACAUCAGAUACAACCUUCUUCCACAAGCCAUUCAUCUCAGACAUAUGGAGCCAGACCCUAGGGUUACAUGAAUCAACUGCAUACACGUCUGCCUUUUUAUGUUUCAUUUCAUCCGUCAAAUACCAUUCCUUGAUUUAAUUGGUGAUAAUUGAGAGUGGUGCUUUAGUAUACAUACUGGGCUUAGUAUUAGCAAUUUGUUUCCCACAUAUUAAGAUUAAGAAAUUAUGAAUUCAAGAAUCUUGUACGAACCUUCAAGUGGAUCCAAUGUAAAAAUUUCUCCCCACAUUUGAGCUCUAUCCAACCCUGUUUCUGAU